Messenger RNA from Micropterus salmoides (largemouth bass), 2201 nucleotides. RefSeq names its product ELOVL fatty acid elongase 6 (gene elovl6). The transcript is spliced from 4 exons. NCBI's taxonomy places the organism in Eukaryota, Metazoa, Chordata, Actinopteri, Centrarchiformes, Centrarchidae. Gene Ontology annotation, biological process: sphingolipid biosynthetic process; fatty acid elongation, polyunsaturated fatty acid; fatty acid elongation, saturated fatty acid. The coding region runs from base 168 to 977 and encodes 269 amino acids. The record is from RefSeq and is a predicted model, not a curated record. Gene Ontology annotation, cellular component: endoplasmic reticulum; endoplasmic reticulum membrane. Gene Ontology annotation, molecular function: fatty acid elongase activity.
GAGGACGAAGGUGCCGCGACAGCCGAGCUGCCCGCGCACAACCGCGAGGUUCUGACAGCAGCACGAGCAAUGCGAGUCAAGAGUUGCGGGGAAACAGACUAAAUAGCAACACCUCGAGUCGUGUAUCGUCUUGUUUCAACAGUGGUUUGAACAGAAACACAGCGAGCAUGUCGGUGCUAGCUCUGCAAGAGUACGAAUUCGAGAGACAGUUCAACGAGGACGAAGCCAUCCGAUGGAUGCAGGAGAACUGGAAGAAGUCCUUUCUCUUUUCUGCACUCUACGCUGCCUUUAUCCUCGGCGGCCGCCAUGUCAUGAAACAGAGGGAGAAGUUUGAGCUGAGGAAACCGCUGGUGCUAUGGUCACUCACGCUUGCUGUGUUCAGUAUAUUUGGUGCCAUCCGUACUGGAAGUUACAUGACGUACAUCCUGAUGACGAAAGGGCUUAAACAGUCAGUAUGUGACCAGAGCUUUUACAAUGGGCCUGUCAGCAAGUUCUGGGCAUACGCCUUUGUACUUAGUAAAGCACCAGAACUGGGUGACACUCUCUUCAUCGUCCUGAGGAAACAGAAGCUCAUCUUCCUCCACUGGUACCACCACAUCACCGUGCUGCUGUACUCCUGGUACUCCUACAAAGACAUGGUGGCCGGCGGCGGAUGGUUCAUGACCAUGAACUACUUGGUCCACGCCGUCAUGUACUCUUACUAUGCCUUGCGGGCGGCCGGCUUCAAGGUGUCACGCAAAUUCGCCAUGUUCAUCACACUGACCCAGAUCACCCAGAUGCUGAUGGGCUGUGUGGUCAACUACCUGGUGUACUCGUGGAUGCAGCAGGGCCAAGAGUGUCCAUCACACAUGCAGAACAUUGUGUGGUCAUCCCUCAUGUACCUCAGCUACUUUGUGCUCUUUGUCCAGUUCUUCGUCGAGGCCUACAUUGGCAAGUCCAAAUCAACUGCCUCGGCUGUCACCAAAAAGAAGGAGUAAACGAAUGCCAAAAGUAUGGGAAGAAGGGAGAUGAUGAAGAAAAAAUGUUCGGAGAGCAGGGACCAGUGACUUGAGAGAAUCUGUUAGGGUUUUGUAAGGGUUUUGGGAAUCAAAGAUGGAUGAUAGAGAGGUUGCAUUGAGGCUGACGGAGUGGGGUGGGGUGGGGUGGGAGGGUCAAGAGGAUGGUGUUUGUGCUUGAGCAUUACUAUUAAUGUGCAUAUCUAAAAUGCCUCAAUGGAGGUGACAUCUCCGUUGAGGGAUGCUGAGAAAGCAGCGCCAUGAUCAGAAGCCAUCACAAGUUGUCCCCCUGAAGUUUAAAAGCCCCUUUUUGAAUUCACGGUGAAUACUUUUUAAAACCUAGAAUAUAAGGACAAAAUCGCCAGAUUUAAAAAAAUAAUAAAAAAUAGAUCUGCCACAAGCAUAUGUUUACUUGGUAUUAAAAAAGAGAAAUUAAUCGGUACAUAUGAAGAUGGAUAGCAUCGGUGUAAACUUGAGCCAUCUGAGUAUGUUUAUGUCCGUCUGUCGUCAGUGUUUGUUGUUUCGUUUUGAUCUGUCAAGGAAAACGUUGGAGACACUGGUGAGUUUGUGAAGCGGAUGAGUGUUGGUGGUUGUUGUGAACUGACGGGGUGAACGGCACUGUAUCCUCUGUGUCUUACAUUGCAAAAUGCGAUAUUUUCUCAGGUCUUAGGCUAUCUCUUUAUAAUAUAAUAUGCAUAUCAAGACAAAGUAGACAUGUUUAAAAUCAGCACCGGUUUACAGUAUGGCUAAAAUUCAUCCAGUAUGGCUGCACAGUUGAAGAAAGUAUGAAUGAAGCUGAUUGGACUACCUGACUCAGAUGGUCACCCUGCUUCUGGGCAUGAUGGGAAACAGAUGCUGACAGUGCCCUCCUUCACCACUUGUCAUGACCUUGCAAAAGUUGCCGACCACACUUGGAAAAUGACUUGUCAUUGAUUUCCAGACAUUUAUCUGUGUUAAAAGGUACCUACCAGUGAAGAAAAAUUGUCUGUUGAACACAGAAGGCUUAAAUGGAGGACAAACAUAUUUAUAUUUAGCAAAAGAAAAAAAAUGCAAAUUGUUAAAAUCUGCUGUAUUGAUUUUAAAAAGUAGUAUGUAUCCUUAAUGGUGUCUGUUGUGCUUUUGUGCAUUUGCACUGUAUCAAUGUCAAAAACAAGUGUUGCUGAAAAACUUAAUGUAUGAACAAAGAGUGCAAAAAUGUGACAUGUG